AUGAAGUACUUUAUUUCAGCCACUGUUCUGCUAGGCAUCUCAUCCUGGGGUGUCCGCGCCCAACAACCUGUAAGCUCGUGCACCGGAGCUACCAGCUGCGUGUCCGGAGCCUCGUGCAACAAACUUAACGACUAUUACUCUCAAUGUCUUCCCGGCGCAGCGGCACCAUCUCAGACAACUACUGCCUCUGCACCAGGCGGUAGCAGCACGCCUGCUCCUUCAGGAGGUAUUACUUCCUUCCUAGGCGGUGUCAAUAUGGCUGGAUACGACUUCUCAUCGAAAACGGACGGGUCGUUUGAAAAUGAUUCCGCUGAUCCUCCAACGGGUCAGUUCUCGCACUUCGCUGCACAAGGGGUGAACAUAUUCAGAAUUCCGUGGCAAUUGAUGACACCCACCGUCGGUGGCACAAUCGAUCCUCAAUUCUUCUCUCGAUAUGAUGCUACUGUUCAGACGGCUCUCAGGCAGUCUAGCAACCCAUUCGUCAUUCUCGACGUGCACAAUUACGCCCGAUGGAACGGGGCUAUCAUCGCCCAAGGCGGACCCACCAACGAGCAGUUCGCCAGCUUGUGGUCUCAGCUCGCCGCGAAAUACAAGGAUAACUCUAAGAUCAUCUUUGGCAUCAUGAACGAACCGCACGACGUACCAUCAAUCCCCACAUGGGUUACAUCUGUACAAGCUGCCGUUAAUGCCAUUCGUGCAGCUGGUGCCACAUCCCAGUUCAUUCUCAUUCCCGGAUCCAGCUGGUCGAGCGCCGAAGCUCUCCCUACUGAAGCAGGCCCGGCAUUGCUUGGAGUGACAGAUCCUAUUGGCGACAAGUCCAAGAUAAUUUUCGACGUCCACAAAUACCUUGACUUCGACAACAGUGGGACUCACACUGAAUGCAGCACCAACAACAUCCAAGUAUUUACCAACUUGGUCACCUUCCUCCAGAACAACGGAAACCGACAGGCUCUCCUCAGUGAGACCGGUGGAGGCAACACCGCUUCCUGCGAGACUGCUGUCAAUGAAGAGCUUGCAUUCGUGAAGUCCCACUUCCCGACGCUUGCUGGAUUCACAGUCUGGAGCGCUGGUUCCUUCGAUACGUCCUACGAAUUGACCGUCACACCGAACCCAGACGGCUCCGAUCAACCCGUUUGGGUCGCUGGUGUCCGACCAAACCUUCCUUGA
Messenger RNA from Pleurotus ostreatus (oyster mushroom), 1167 nucleotides. It is a transcript of the gene EG5A, whose product is annotated as Manganese dependent endoglucanase Eg5A. Bases 1 to 1167 code for a protein of 388 amino acids. Lineage: Eukaryota; Fungi; Basidiomycota; Agaricomycetes; Agaricales; Pleurotaceae. The transcript is spliced from 11 exons. Gene Ontology annotation, molecular function: hydrolase activity, hydrolyzing O-glycosyl compounds; cellulose binding. Gene Ontology annotation, biological process: glucan catabolic process. The record is from RefSeq and is a predicted model, not a curated record. Gene Ontology annotation, cellular component: extracellular region.